AUGGCGGAGGCGUCGGGCGACGGGAGCAUGGAAGACAGGAUCAGCGCCCUCCCGGACGAGCUCCUCAUCCAUGUUCUCUCCCACCUGCGCUCACGCAAAGCUGUGCAGACAUGCGUGCUGGCACGGCGCUGGCGAUACCUCUGGCGGUCGGUGACCUGCAUCGACGUGUCUUUCGAGGAAUUUGAGGACAGGGCUGCUGCAGACGACUUGGAGCGCGAGGAGAUGUUCAAGACGUUUGUGAACCAUUUGCUGAUUCUCCGUGAACGCGUAGACCUGAAGGAGUUCCGGCUGCAGUACAGCUUGGUGGUCGGGGUCGGCCGCCUCAGUGCUAACUCUGAUGAAGCCAACCUAUGGAUCCGCCAUGCGUUACAGUACAAGGCUCAGACUGUCAAGAUAGGCAAUCACAGCGAACCUCUGCAGCUUCUUCCCUGGGUAUUCACUUCAACGUACUUGAAAAGACUGCACAUUACCAAUGCUCAACUGAUCCUAGGUUUCUUUGACCGCCUCCGAAAAGGCUGCCCAGCAUUGGAAUAUCUCUUCCUAUCAAUCUGCGACAUUGAGGACCUUGACAUUUUCUCUGACACACUCAAGGUUUUGAUCCUCUCUGAUACUAUCGGGUUCUCAUUCUCAUUUGAGCACGAUGCCCAAGUCUCUAUUUCUGCUCCAAGCCUCAUUUCUCUGUCCGUCCAAGAGUGUCCUUCCGGGGCCAGGCUACCUAUACUAAAGAACAUGUUAUCACUAGAGACUGCAUCAGUAUUGCUUUCAGAAGGAGAUAUCACAACUUGUGAUGCUGAUGGUAUCAGGCAGUUUCUCGGGGGCCUCUCUGGUGUUAGAAGUUUGGAUUUCUAUUAUGGGGAUAGACAGCUGGAGGUGAAAAAUAAUCACGGAUGGUGCCCAACAUUCAACAAUCUUACAAACCUGACUCUUGAUAGGUGGUGCAUGCAUGCGGACUUAUAUGCCAUGAUAGUCUUCCUUCAGAACUCACCUAAUCUGAAGAAGCUAACUCUUAAACUAAACGAGCCACGAUAUCACAACGAGGUUGUAUCUGCAGUCAUCGGCGAGCUGGAGGAUAGAUCGUUUACAUGUGAACAGCUUGAGAUUGUCGAAAUCAUAUGUUCGAAGGGAAAUGAGCUGCUGCUACUUGGGUUGAAACAGUUUUUGCUAGAAGAGAGUGGCAUAAGGCCUGAUCAGAUGCGUGUCAGUUACCAGAACUAA
Molecule: messenger RNA, 1215 nt
Organism: Triticum turgidum subsp. durum (durum wheat)
Lineage: Eukaryota; Viridiplantae; Streptophyta; Magnoliopsida; Poales; Poaceae
Source: the annotation of a GenBank genome assembly